GGUGUAAAGCAAAAGCUGAGAUUGCAGACAGCAGAUUACACAGGUGACAGACGCUGCCUCUUGUAAGAGUUUUAUUUGCACCCUGCCCAGAGCUCUCAGUCAAGGUGAAAAUACAAAAUGAGCACAUCCUAUACAAUAGAAGAGAGCAAAAAGAAGACGUCUCUCUUGAAGGACAACAGUUGGAUCAAAAGAGAUGAGGAAGAGGAUGAAGCCAUAGACCGGGACCCAAACUUUGGGAGGUCUGUUUUGGGUCGAUACAAAACAACUGAAACUGUUGUGAGUUCUGAGCCAUCACAGUCAACAAGCACUUCAAGCACCUCAAAGGUUUCAAACAGCACAGUUGAAGCUCUGACCAAGAGAUUUAAUCAAGAUAAACUGAAUUCCAGUACCAGCCCUACCAAAACCUCUUACACCAGGAAUACUUACUCAUCUGUUACAUCUCCCAAAAGUACAACAACAACAACUACCUUAACAGAAAAUGGCAAAACCACCGAGACUACUCUUACCACCACCACUCAAAAGACAUCUUCCAAAACUAACACUUUCACGGACCGAGUGUUUUCCGACAGAACAAAGGGGUCAACUUACACAAGCUAUUCCCCAAACAAAAAAACUACAGUAACUGAGACAACCAUCGCCACCAGUGGCUCCAAUGCUGCUGAGGACAAUCUCUAUGACACACUUCUUCCUGACUCCAUCAAGAACACCCCAGACAGCAAAACAACUGUCUCCAAAACUGAGUUUGUGACUGUAAAAAGCUCAGCUGACACGGCAGAGGACAAGCUCUACGAUACUCUCAUUCCUUCAACAAUUAAGGACGAAAGCAAUAGAUUUAACACUGAGACUAGCAAGAGCAAUGGCCCAGAUAUUACUUCAACCACUACAAGAAUGUCAGCAGCUGAAGAUCAGUUGUAUGAUAAUCUGAUGACAAACAACACGUCAGACCCAUCCACCAGCUCCAGUAUUACAAAGAGAGAGAACUAUUCAGUGAGCAGCAGCGGAGGUGACAGCCCAAGUUAUUCAUACACCACCCGCACCAGCAGCUACAGCUCGUACUCCAAACCAGACAGCAGUUACGAGUACACCAGCAUCACUAGCCCCAGCAGCUACAGUUCUAAAACAUAUACAACCACAAGGAGUGAUGACAAUUUGGGUGAAAACUUCUCCAGAUCCUCCAGUAAAAGUUUAUACACUUCAUCUGAUAGGACAGUGCUAGAGAAAGAUCUGUGCAGCCAAUGCCGUAAACCCUUCACUGGGGAUGCAAAGAUUAUCCUGGAUGACAUGAAGAUCAACUGCCAUGCUUCCUGCUUCAAAUGUGAAGUGUGCAACAGCACUCUGGGUCAUCUGAAGGCUGGGGACAGCAUGUGGAUCUACAAACACAUGGUGCACUGCGAGAGAUGCUUUGAGGUCACCAGAGAUAAAUGGAGGCGUUAACCUGUAUAAUAAAGGUCUUACAUGAAGAAAACAUGAACUUACAUUUAAUGAUAAUUUAUGUUAUUUUCAAGGAGGGAAUGGGGUAUCCUAUGUAUCCUGUGUGUCAUUACAUAUACUUUGGUUACAUUAGCUCUUUGAUUACCAGUCUUUUCUUUGUUGCAUGUAAAGCAAUAUUUUGGGCCGGGGGCUUUUUCUGUGUGCAAUAUUUAGUCUGCUUAAAAAUAGGCUUGCUUAGUGAUUAUAGAAUAAUUGUAUAGGCUGGGUAUUUUUAUUUUUUUCAAGUGAUGCAUCAUAUUUGAUUUGCCUGUUUUACAUUGUGUCUUUUGGAAGCGGCUUUUGAGGGUAAAAUAAAAGAUCCAAUAUUGAAACGUGGGUGCACGAUUAUUGUAUUUAAUUUAGUCCUUGCACUGGGGGCGUAUGAAUAAAACGUUAA
Messenger RNA from Periophthalmus magnuspinnatus, 1867 nucleotides. It is a transcript of the gene scel, whose product is annotated as sciellin. The transcript has 25 exons. Bases 118 to 1434 code for a protein of 438 amino acids. NCBI's taxonomy places the organism in Eukaryota, Metazoa, Chordata, Actinopteri, Gobiiformes, Gobiidae. The record is from RefSeq and is a predicted model, not a curated record.